This is a messenger RNA of Salvia splendens (bonfire salvia), 729 nucleotides long. RefSeq names its product agamous-like MADS-box protein AGL104. Gene Ontology annotation, molecular function: DNA binding; protein dimerization activity. Lineage: Eukaryota; Viridiplantae; Streptophyta; Magnoliopsida; Lamiales; Lamiaceae. The transcript has 10 exons. The coding region runs from base 1 to 729 and encodes 242 amino acids. The record is from RefSeq and is a predicted model, not a curated record.
AUGGGACGAAAGAAGCUCACCAUGAGGCGGAUCGAAAACCCCACCUCCCGACAACUCACUUACACAAAGCGCAAGGAGGGCAUCAUCAAGAAGGCCGGCGAGCUUGCAGUGCUGUGUGACACUGAUGUCGCCCUCAUCAUGUUUGCACCCUCCGGCCGCCUUGCUAGCUUUGCUAGCAACGGAAGAAUUGAGGAUAUACUACUUCGAUUUGUUGACAGGCCAGAUGAGCUUAGAGGAGGGCCUAUCAAUCAUGAAGAGUUUUUGUCUCAAAAAUUGAAACAAUUGAAGUAUGAAGGUGAAAUGCUGGAGAAGAUAGCAGUUAUUGAGGAACUUGAAGAGAAACUGGACAAACUCACCAGGAAACAACGUGAGUCUCAAGAAAAAAUGAGAUAUUACGAGCCUAACGUUGAAAAAAUCAAUUCAGCUCUUGAAGCAGGAGUUUACCAGCAGUUUCUUACAACUGCUAUUCAGCGUAUCCAGACAUCCAAGGCCAAACUGCUAGGCAAUCAACUUGGUCACGAAAGGACUGAAAAUGUUGAGGUGCAGGCAGCAACGAUGCAAAUGGAUGAUGCAGUUUCAUUAACUGGCCACUCUGCUGAGGGAAACCAUGCCCGGAUGAGGUCAAAUAUGGAUGAAAAUCAGAGUGGAUCAAGCUCAGCUGCAGGGCCUCAUCUUAGCCUAGGCUUCAUUGAAUCACAGAAGAUGUGGAAUAAGACAUGGAAUAUAUGA